Molecule: messenger RNA, 4261 nt
Organism: Solea solea (common sole)
Lineage: Eukaryota; Metazoa; Chordata; Actinopteri; Pleuronectiformes; Soleidae
Gene: timeless
Product: timeless circadian clock
Exons: 30
Coding region: 174-3956 (1260 amino acids)
Biological process (GO): DNA replication checkpoint signaling; DNA repair; replication fork arrest
Cellular component (GO): replication fork protection complex
Molecular function (GO): DNA binding
Source: RefSeq, a predicted model, not a curated record
GCGAGACUUGUGUGAUGUGUCUGGAUUGUGAGAGAAAUUGACAGCGACUGAAAGUCAUUGUUUUAAAGAGUGUAAACGGAACGAAGUGUCUGCAACAGCAGCUGCUGGACUCAGGAACUAACCCGAACCUUCGGGGCCUUUACACUGGCUGAUGGUGUACAGACUUAUUCAGGAUGAAUUCCGAACUUCUGGCAACUUGCAGUGCUCUUGGUUAUCUGGAGGGCAACACCUAUCACAAGGAAAUCGACUGUCUUGAGAGCGUGAAAGACUUGAUCAGGUAUUUGCGCCACGAAGAUGACACUCGUGAUGUUCGUCAGCAGCUGGGAGCAGCCCAGAUUGUACAGAAUGAUCUUCUACCUAUUAUCAUCCAACAUGGACAAGAGAAAGCUUUAUUUGAUGCCUCUAUCAGGCUCAUGGUCAACCUCACUCAGCCUGCUAUGCUUUGCUUUGGUAAAGUCCCUGACGACCCCGUAUUCAGACAUCACUUUCUGCAAGUGACCUCUCAUUUGCAAGCCUAUAAAGAGGCAUUUGCCAAUGAAGGGGUGUUUGGUAUUUUAAGUGAAACACUUUACAACCUUCUACAGCUGGACUGGGAGCAGAGGCAGGAGGAGGAUAAUCUGCUCAUAGAGAGGAUUCUGCUGCUGGUCAGGAAUGUGCUUCAUGUUCCUGCAGACCCCAAUGAAGAGAAGAAAGUAGAUGAUGAUGCCAGCAUCCAUGAUAGGCUGCUGUGGGCCAUUCACAUGAGUGGUUUUGAUGACCUGGUCAAGUUCCUGGCAUCGGCACAGAAUGAGCAGCAGUGGAGCAUGCACGUGUUGGAAAUAAUCUCGCUCAUGUUCAGAGAUCAGACCCCAGAGGCCUUGGUCAGCGCCGGUCAAGCUCGAUCGACGGAGGAGAAGCAGAGAGACUCUCAGGAGCUGGAGUCUCUUAGGCAGAGAGAGCAAGCUGAGAAACACUCACGCAAAUUACAACGAGGAACCAGGCACUCUCGCUUUGGAGGCUCCUUUGUUGUGCAAGGUCUCAAGGCACUUGGAGACAAAGAUGUUAUCUAUCACAGAAAUCUGAAUAAUUUCAAAAACUAUACUCAUGACACGGGCAAAGCAGUGAGACGUGUACCGAAGAGGAAUCGUCAGGCCAAGGAAAGUAAGGAGAAACGGCGCUCGGCCUUAAAUGUGCGUCUCUUUCUACGAGAAUUUUGUGUAGACUUCUUGGAGAACUGCUACAACCGCCUGAUGUACCUGGUCAAGGAAAAUCUGAUUCGAGAGCAAACGCAGCAACAUGAUGAAACCUAUUACCUCUGGGCUCUCAGCUUUUUCAUGGCCUUCAAUCGUGGCGACAGUUUCCGUGCGGACUUGGUGUCUGAGACUAUGUCCAUCCGUGCUUUUCACUUCAUUGAGCGCAACAUCACCAACUACUAUGAGAUGAUACUUACUGACCGUAAAGAGGCAACAUCCUGGUCCCGCAGGAUGCACUUGGCUCUAAAGGCGUAUCAAGAACUGCUGCUGACUGUGAACGAGAUGGACCGCUCACAGGACGAGAGCAUCCGUCAGAGUUCCAACGUUAUCAAAAGUAACAUAUUCUACCUGAUGGAAUACCGAGAGAUUUUUCUGACCCUGCUGAGGAAGUUUGAUGAAACACACCAGCCUCACUCUUACCUCAAAGACUUAGUGGAGACGACUCAUCUCUUCUUGCGUAUGUUGGAACGCUUUUGCACAGGUCGCAGAAACUUGAUGGUUCAGAAAAAGAAAGUGAAGCGGAGAAAGUCUCGAGGUAAUAAAAAUCCACCAUCUGCAGAUACGAGCCCAGAAGCCCUGGAGGAAACUUGGAAGAUUGUGGAGGAAGAGCUGAAGACUUCAGGGUUCCAGUUGUCAGAGUCUAUAACUGAAAGUAUCGUACCUUUUGAUGCCGCAUCUGAAAUUCCUCUGGAGGAGCAGCGGACAGAGGCUAUGGUUCGGGUUAAGGAUGCACUGCUGGCUCGGUUGGGACCAGAGGCACUGGGGCUGCUGCGAGCUGCCAGGGAGGUGUGGCCAGAGGGAGAUGUGUUUGGUGCAGCUGAUGUGGAACCUGAAGAGGAACUGGAGCUUCUCAAGCAGAUCCUGCACGCCAACCUGCCAAGGUCGUCUGCUCCUGAGCCUGUGGCAGAGGAGGAGGAUGAUGAUGAUGAUCUAGAGUUAGAAGAAGAAGAGCUGGAGUCUGUCCAAGUUUCUGAAACGGAGUUCAACUUUCUGGACUUCAUCAAGAGGUUUGCCAGCCCUAAUAUUGUGCGUCCUUACCUCAUCCUACUGAAAUCGUACACGAAAAACUCUCCCCACACAAACCACUGCAUCGCACGAAUGCUGCACCGCCUGGCUGUUGACCUCAAAAUGGACGCCCUGCUUUUCCAACUGUCAGUCUUCAACCUUUUCAACAAAAUCCUGAGUGACCCUGCUGCAGCUGCUUACAGGGAACUGGUGACCUUUGCCAAGUUUGUGCUGAACCAUUUCUUUUCACUGGCAACAAAAAACAACAAGGCAUAUGUUGAGCUGCUCUUCUGGAAAAAUGUGGGAGCUGUGCGUGAGAUGACAGAGGGCUACAGCAAGGAUGGAGAGGAAAAGAAGCCAAACUGGACUGAAGAGGAGGAGGAGGAGUUGCGUAAGCUCUAUGAGGAGCACCAACACUCUGAAGUCCCAGACAUCGUGGAGACUUUGCUGCCUUUACUCAGCAGCAGGGAGCGCACUCGGCGCCAGGUGGUGACACAGCUGGUGCGUAUGGGCCUGGUGGGCAGCGCUAAGGAACUGAAGAAACAGAAGAAAGGUACCCAGAUUGUACUUUGGAGGGAGGAGCAAGAGAUGGAACUACAGAUGCUGUUUGAGGAGUACAAAGACUCUGAUGACGUGCUGGGAAACAUCAUGAAGAAGCUGACUGCCAAGCGAUCCCGCGCACGAGUGGUGGACAAGCUGCUCAGUAUGGGCCUGGUGUCGGAGAGAAGGGAGCUGUAUAAGAAGAGAAGUCGCAAUGCUCAACGGAAGAGCUCAGGAAAAGGAAUGACUGAAGAAGAGUUCCUGACAGGACUAACACAAGGUUCUCCAGAUGAUUCUGUGGACAGAGAUGAUGAUGAUGACGACGAUGAUGAGGAGGUGGAGGAUGAGUCUGAAGAGAGUGAGGAUGAGGAAGAUGAAGAGCAGAAGAGAGGGGCCAAGUCACAAAAUGGCAGCAUGAGGAAGAGCCAAAGCAUGGUAUCCACGGGGGAGAGGAGAGCUGAUGUGGGCACUAUGGUGAAUGCGCUGCAGCAGGAAGGCAUGAGUGGGCCGCUGUUGUGGCUGCAGAAUUCUCUUAAAAAAACAGCAGAAAACCGUAAAGAAAAUGGUUUGUCCCAGCCUGUGCCACUGGUUCCUCUGACGGAGACGAAUGAAGAUGCCAUGGACAACAAGAGGUUUCAGAGGCUGCUACGCAAACUGGGGCUACGUCCACCUGCAGAUGAACAGGAAUAUUUCUGGAGAAUCCCAGCAAAGAUGAGCAAAUCCCAGCUCAGGAGUGCAGCUGCAGCUCUUUGUCCAAGUGAGGAUGAGCCAAAAGUUGGCGAAGAGCAGGACGAGCCCCGGAGUCCGACUGAAAAAGCUCAGCAGGAGGAUGAGGAGGAUGAGGUGGUCUCAGGUGAACAGAGGGAUCAGGCUCUGAGAGCUCUGCUGUUCGCACGCAAGAGGAAACACCGCUCCAAUGAGUGUCCAGCCCCUGUGUCAGAUUUCACCCCCACUGAGGACACAGAAAGCACAGCUGAGAGGUCCCAAGAGAAGACCUCAACUAAGAGAAGCAGAGUGUUGGACGACGACGACGAUGAUGAGGAGAACGAGAAUGACUCCUCCGCUGCGAUGGACAUGGAUGCCAACAGUGAUGCAGAUUCAGACGGGGACGACGUCUCUGCUCCUGUGAAACGUAGACGCAAGAUGGUCUUAAUUGACGAAGAGGACGAUGAGGAUUAGUGAGAACCUUUUAAUGGAACUGUGAGUCGCAAUACUCCCUCACUUUGUUCUGAGCUGGACAGUUCUCUUGUUUAACCUGUUUCGUUAUCAAUUGAGUUGUAUUUGUUUAAAUGUUCUUACUUGUUGUAAUUUGUUAUUUUCCUCUGAUUCAAAACAGGCCUUUGUUUGUCAACCAAUUAUUAUCUUUGAUUACAAAGUUACUGCAUUUUUACAAAAAAUAUUUUACUUGUCAGUCGGAACUGUUCACUCUAAAAUUCCUGUUUUUCUGUUUAUUAAUAAUAAUAAAAAAGUGCCUUGCCUUUGUA